ACUGCGGGUCCUGAACCAUUGGCCCUGUAUCUGUAUCUUUAACGAAGGAAUGAAUUGGGCAUCGGGUAACCAAAAAAUAAAUAAAUCGGGCAUGACGUACACUGCGGAGAUUCUUAUGCAGUCAAAACUAUUUCGAGAAUAGAGACCGAAGGUACGACGACGAUGGACGACUCCAAGGCGCUCGGAACUUUCAACCCUAGUAGCGAUGGAGCAAAAGCAAAGAAGCCGAAGGUGGUAGUGAUAAUGGGUCCCACUGGCUCUGGGAAGUCCAAGCUUGCCAUUGAUUUGGCUUCCCACUUCCCGGUCGAAGCUAUCAACGCUGAUUCCAUGCAGGUUUACCGAGGCCUGGAUGUUCUCGCCAACAAAGUUCCGCUCUCCGACCAAAAGGGGGUGCCUCACCAUCUUCUGGGUACCGUAAGUCCAAACGUUGAAUUUACAGCUAAAGACUUUCGAGAUUCUGCUAUCCCUCUCAUCAAUGACAUCUGUGCUCGCAACUGCUUGCCCGUCAUAGUUGGGGGCACGAAUUAUUACAUCCAGGCUCUCGUGAGUCCGUUCCUUCUAGAUGAGUCAGUUGAAGAUAUGGAUGAAACCUUUAUGGACAACCUUUCCGGUACUGGACCAUUGGAUAAGUAUUUCAUCCCUGAAAAGGACAGUUCAGACAAUAAUUAUGAAUUGCUUAAAGAUGUUGAUCCAGUUGCAGCAAAUAGAAUGCAUCCAAAUAACCAUAGAAAGAUUAGUCAAUACCUUAGCUUGUAUGCUCGCACUGGAGUUCUUCCUAGCAAAAUUUUCCAAGGAAAAGCUGCAGAGAAGUGGGGUCAAGUUGGUAACUUGAGAUAUGAUUGCUGUUUUAUAUGUGUGGAUGCAUCUCUUCCUGUACUGGACAGAUAUGUAGAACAGAGGGUAGAUUGCAUGAUGGAUGCUGGAUUACUUAAUGAAGUCUAUGACAUUUACAAUCCAAAUGCUGAUUAUAGUCGUGGCUUGCGGCAAGCCAUUGGUGUCCGUGAAUUUGAGCCUCUUCUGGGAACCCGUGUAUUUGAAGAAAUCUACAAAAGAGAGAAAGAAUCGACCGAGGAUUCCAGGAGAGAAAAGUGUGAUAAAUUGUCUGAUGAUGAUCUGAUGGGGCUCUUGAAGUUGUCUUCUGACACAAAAGCCAUUACACUUAUGGAAGAAGCAAUUGAAAAAGUAAAGGUUAACACGCAGAGACUAGUUCGCCGUCAGAACGCCACCGACAGAUUGCUGCAAGAGCUUAGGCCACCGCCACUGACUGCCAGAGUUUCAGCAACAGCCACUAAAAAUAAAUACCCAAAGGUGGCCAAUGAGGGCUUUGAACCCAACACCUCUUAAUACACCAAAAGAAUAUUAACCACUAAACUAAUGAAGGCUCUUAAUUAUAUAAUUCCAUAACAAAUAUAUGACAUAAUCAAUUUUCCAAGGCAGUGCUUAGUAAGCUUGUUCAUAAUAUUACAUGUUAUUUCACUAACAGUACUUGUUAAUUUACUAAUAAAACUUGUUGGCAAUGCCUUUUACAUAUUUAACUUUUGUGACUUGUUAAUUUACUAAUGUUUCACAUUAAUUAACUGGCAAAACUUGAUGAGAAUUCCUUUUACAUAUUUAAUCCCAAUGACUUGUUAAAAAUCUAACAUAACUUGUUAAGUUUCUAAUACUACUUGUUAACUUACUAGUGAAACUUGUCGACAGUACCUUCUAAACUUUCAAACUAGGUAACUUGUUAAAUCUCUAACUUGAUUUGUUAAUUUACUAAUAUUACUUGUUAACUCAAUAGCAAAACUUAUUAGCAAUACUUCUUAAAUAUUUAAUCCUAAUAACUUGUUAAAAUCCCAAUUUAACUUGUUAAUUUAUUAGCAUUAUUUGUUAAUUCACUAUCAAAACUUGUUGACAAACUUUUUAUGUAUUCAAUCUUGGUGACUUGUUAAAAUUUUGACUUAAUAAAUAACAUUAGUUAAGUAACAAAUUAAGUUAUGGUUUUGACAAGUCACUAUGAUUAAAUAUAGAUAAGGUAUUAUCAAUAAAUUUUGCUUGAGAAUUAACAAGUAGUAUUAGUAAAUUAAUAAGUUAAGUUAGGGUUUUUAACAAGCCAUCGAGAUUGAAUAUGUAUAAAGUAUUGUGAACAAGUUUUUGCUAUUAAAUUAAUAAGUAGUAUUAAUAGUUAAAAAAAAAUUAAUAAGUUAAGUUAUAGGUUUAACAAGUUAUCAAGAUUUAAUAUGUAGAAGGCAUUGUCAAUAAGUUUUGCUUGUGAAUUAACAAGUAGUGUCAAUAAAUUAACAAGUUAACUUAGGGUUUUAACAAGUCAUCAGGAUGAAAUAUGUAGAAAGUAUUGUCGACAAGUUUAGCUAGUAAGUUAAUAAAAAGUAUUAAUAAAUUAACAAGUUAAAUUAGAAAUUUAACAAGUUAUAAUAAUUAAAUAUGUAGAAUAUAUUAUCAACAAGUUUUGUUAGUAAAUUAACAAGUACUGUUGGUGAAAUAACAGGUAAUAUUAUAAACAAGUUUACUGAGCAUUGAUUUGGAAGGGUGAUUAUAUUUUAUAUUUGUCUUGGCACUAUAUAAUGAAGGGGCAUCAUUAGCUUAGUGGUUAAUAGCACCAAAAGGUCUUGGGUUCAAACUUCUUCUUGACC
This is a messenger RNA of Prosopis cineraria, 2633 nucleotides long. Its product is annotated as tRNA dimethylallyltransferase 2-like. The transcript has 8 exons. The coding region runs from base 163 to 1344 and encodes 393 amino acids. Gene Ontology annotation, biological process: tRNA modification. The record is from RefSeq and is a predicted model, not a curated record. Lineage: Eukaryota; Viridiplantae; Streptophyta; Magnoliopsida; Fabales; Fabaceae. Gene Ontology annotation, molecular function: tRNA dimethylallyltransferase activity. Gene Ontology annotation, cellular component: mitochondrion.